Messenger RNA from Daldinia vernicosa, 1436 nucleotides. RefSeq names its product NAD(P)-binding protein. NCBI's taxonomy places the organism in Eukaryota, Fungi, Ascomycota, Sordariomycetes, Xylariales, Hypoxylaceae. The transcript is spliced from 3 exons. The record is from RefSeq and is a predicted model, not a curated record. The coding region runs from base 107 to 1069 and encodes 320 amino acids.
GUGGUAAAAAAACGACUUCCAAGUAGACGAACGUGACCAUAGACGUCCACCGGACUCUCAGCCGGAUAUUUUUUAUUUAUCUAUCGACCUGCAAACCGUCUCGACCAUGGGUAGGAAGACAUCAACGGCUAUGAUGCGAAUUGCGAUCGCAGGUGCUGGGGGCUUUGCAGCCCUUCUAGUCCGGGAGUUAUCUCGGACUGCCUAUGCCAUACUCGUACUCUCGACGAAGGAUCACCCGGAAUUAGAAUCUAAUUUCGACUGCCAGGUAGCCGUAGUCGACUAUACAGACCUUGACAACCUCCAGUUUGCUCUUCAGGGCGUUGACCUUGUGAUUUCCACCAUCUCCGGCGCGGAACAACUCAACGUUAUCGAUGCGGCUCGACGAGCCCGCGUACGCUGCUUCGUGCCUUCGGAGUUCGAGGGCUCCGUAAGCCAUAGACCGGCCGUAGGAACUGACCCCUUUGACAACGGCUCUUCGACGGCCUUGGAACAACUUCGACACUGGUCCCAGUCGAGACACUACUCGAUGAAAUACACCGUCUUCUCCUGCGGCGUUUUCUACGAACGCUUCGCCCCUGGCGGCCUCCAAGCAUACAACAUGGGCGUCAGCUGUCGGAUCCGAAACCAGGGAGACUACAUGAUCGACGUAGGCCUUGGAACUGCCGAAAUCCCGGAAACGGACUCCCGGGGCCGCCCAGUAUCCGUUGUAAUGACAUCGGCAGUUGACGUGGCACGAUUCGUUGCCGCUGCUGUCGAGCUCGGAAUCGACAAUUGGCCGCGAGAGUUCAGAAUGCGCGGUUCUCGUCUGACAACGCAAAGACUUCAAGAGAUUUGCAGCGAAGUCCGAGGAGUCGCUUUCAACGUUAUCAGGAGGCCAUACGAAGAAAUCGUGCAGUGGCUCCGCUACUACGAGCAGAACCGGGACGAGGCCAAAUGGUGCACGAUGCAGCAUCUUCUACAGACUGCGGAUGGCCGAUACAGCUUUGGAGAAACGAACUUGAACGACGCGGUAGACGUACAGCCGACAAGCUUUCGACAGUGGCUAUACGACACCUGGGGUCCGGCAUAGUAAUAUCAUUGUUGACGACGACGACGACAAUAAUCUAACUACCUACCUAACCUACCUAACCUAGGCUACCAACCCUCACCGCCGAUUUCUUCUGCGCCUCGAGCAUCCUGCCCCUUAAAUAGGUAUCUGUUGGUCGCGUUUAUUAGGUUAGGCCGGCCCGUUUCGAGCACCAUAUUAUGUGUGGCCCGUCUGUUAUAACAGACCCAUCAUCUUGUAUGCAUCACGGCUGAAGUUGAGAAGCAACAGCGACGUCUAUUUUUGGUUUCUUGAUACCUUUGUAACUCCAAUUUCUUUCUGUCGGCAUUUUAAAUUGUAUGCACAUCAGCAUUUAGCGCUCUACCUGUCUGGCUACCUGUCUGUCUACCUG